AGAGUGGGAGUGAAAGAGCACCAGACAGCAGGGUGAAGAGAGAGAGCGAGCGAGAGAGGGGCUGAGUGCAUGUGUGGUCAGAGAGAGAGGGAGAGAGAGGACAGAAGGGCAGUUAGAGAGCUUGAGGGAGACGAUAGAGUGAGACCGAUAGAGUGCUAGAUAAUGGAGGUGCAGUCGGAGUGUGUGGAGCCGCCUGUGGCCCCUCAGUGUGACCCCCAGCCCACGGGGAAGAUCAACAAAGCUGCCUUCAAACUCUUUGGGAAGCGUCGCACGGGCUCUGGAAUGGCCAGCUUCUUCUCCUUCAGGAACAAAGGGGCAACAAACAGCAACGGGAAUUCUGACAAUGGGAACUCUUUGAAUGGACACAGCUCGGCAGCAUCGGUGGAGCUUGUUAGGAGCAAAACCCACGAUGGUCUAACGAGUUCGAACAGCGACAGCGAUGGACAGAGAGGGGAGGGGCAGCCUAGCCUGGAGGCAGGACCGGUGAGAUCUUUGAGCAAAUCGUUGAGUUUCUUCUCUCUACUCCGACGUGGGAGUUUUCGAUCAAGUGAGAAUGGAGGGGCGGGGCUUGUCCGUAGAGGGAGGGGCUUGAAAGGCUUUUUCAGCAGCAUGCGAUGGAGACGCAAGGAAAAAACAAAUGAGGGAGAGGGUGAGGAAGCAGAUGGAAAGAAAGAGAAGGAUGUGGAAUCUGAGAAGGUAAAGGACAUCACGCUCACCCUUGAACCCCCUCCGCAUCAUCACCAAGAGGAUUGUGGGAAUGCAGAGGCAGAGCCUACCCUAGAGACUCCUACUACGAGCGUUACCAUGACUCCCACACACUGUGUUGCCAUGUCAGGGACAUCUGGUGAGCCAGACUCCCCUCUUCCUUACACACCCACUGACUCUCCUCUCCGCCCCCAAAUCCAAAAAGCCAAAGCAUCGAUUUCCAGCCUCACCCCAUCUCUAGCUACACCCCCUUUGGAUCGCUGCAGCACGGGUGACCCACCCUCAGAACCCUCUGUUGAACGACUCUGCUCGCUUCUUUUCACAGAUGUCACUUCCCUGAAAAGCUUUGAUUCACUUACAGGGUGUGGGGACAUUAUUGCCGAUGCAGACGAGGAGGGGCCAACGGGGAAUGGAGGAAGUGGCACCAGCAGUAGUAGUAGUGGUGGAGGAGGGGGGAGUGUGAGUGCAAGUGUUGGGAGAGCUGUUGGUAUCACCGGUAUGACAUCUCGGGGUUCCCCUACCAAAAGCCCUCUACCUUCACAACUGACUCAGCCCAUGUUCUCAGUUUGCCCAAGCUCAGUGCCUUCCUCCCUCCCAGCCCGGGCCCGUGCACCACCUCCACCACCACAACAACACACAGCAGGGAGUGGUGUGGUAGCUUACAUGGGUGGAGGUGAAGAAAUGGCAAGUCCAGAAGGAGUUGAUGAUGCAGACAUGCAGGGGCUCUGGCACAUGCUGCCUUCAACAGGUGAUAACUCCCCUGCUCUGCCCCGGUCGCACCAACCUCCAGCUUCAACCCCGACUUCCACUUACCCCCCUCGUGCCACCUCCAACCUAGCCAGCAGCCACCUGCCCUCUGCCUCCAGGAGCGUGGACCGAAAGCUACCCCAGGUGAAGACACUAGGGCUCAGUAAGAUUCCAGUUGUAGGUGGAGCAGGUAACAGGGCAGCUAAACCCCCGAUCUCUCACGCGCAUGGCCGCCAUCCCACAUCUCCUGGAGAGAAAGAGCCUCUUAGUGAUGAGGGCUACUGGGACACACCCUCAGCAACUCCAACAGCAACACCCGAUGAGAGCGGGGUGCAGCGGAACCAGAAGAUGGCAUUAUCACGUGACAGUUGCUCUGGAGACCACUUGUAUGACCUCUAUAAUGAUCCUGAAGAGGAGGGGGAGGAUGAAGAGCAAGAAAGAGAUGAAAGUCUUAACAGUACUCCGUCUCCGUCGACUGAAUACAAACUGAGCCCCACCAACCAAACAACUCCUCCAUCCUCCUCCUCUACUUCCUCCUUCAGGUCAAUGAAAGGGAGCACCAGCCUUCCACGAGAAUCCAAGAUCCCAGUGAGCUCAAGACAGACACCGCCUCCCCAUUCAACAAGCCAGUCUGCCCUCUCCUCAGUUCUAGAGGCCGAAUCCCCUCCACCAAAGACAGAACUACCACAACCGGCCCGCACCAGAAUCCCCGUUUCCAAGGUUCCAGUGCGUCGAUCUGGAGGCAAACCUGGAGGCCAAAAUAGGGGACCUGCCCACAAGAAGUAGUUCCUGUCAAACAGGUGGUUAUCUUCUACUAACUUAUGAACUUGAGUCUACAUCCCUACCGUGAUGUUUAUGCAGGGCCAAAAGUUUUCCCAGACCAAGAAAUAUGUGGAGCUGUAGAGUUAACAGCCUUUAAAUUCCUCUCAAAUCUUUAAAGCUCUCAUUCUUCGAGUUUUUUGGCUUGCAACAGGCUAGAAUAGAAUAAGCAGUUUUGUUCACUUGAAAAAGUCACAAGAAGACUCCAAAAAGCUGGGUUAUCACUUCACAGCUCUCACUGGAACUUUGGAAGUUGACUCUCGACAAUCCAUGGACAUUUUUUUGCCUUGUAACUUUCCUGGAAAAUCUCCCCCUGACCUGCUGAGAGUUUGACAGAUCACAUCUGCACACUGCAAAAAAGAGAUAAAAAUAAAAAAGCAGAGCACCUUUUUAUACUUUACAUUUUUCUUAUGGAAUUCCACAUGGCGGAGCUUAAUUUUCCCAAAAGGACCUAGUUUUAGCAAAGUUUUUUUUUCCCCUGAGUUUGUCAUCUUGUCUAAUCUGUAACAAAUUACCUCCUAAUCCUUUAAUCUUAGAGCCAAAGUAUUAAAAAAAAUCUUAGUUUUCAGUUCACAGCAUUUAGUAGUCUUAAAAACACCACAGUAUCCACGGGCUGGAAUAACCAACAUUUUUCUUGUCUGGCUGUUGUAUGUGUUUUUAUUUUUGCUUUUUGAAGAUGAUCUGUCUGUCCGCACACUGAUUAUCAAACUGACAAAAGAACUCUGAAACAAUAAAAAACAACUUUAUUUCUAAACUACUUUGCAUCUAUUAAGAUGACAAACUGGACCCAUUAUUUUGUGUUUUUUGGAGGGGACACUUUCUCCGUUUUGACUGACUAACUUUAUCGUGGAUGGACUUUAUGUUUGGCUUCCGCCUGUUGCAUUUGGAUCUCAGUAACAAUCUACAGCAUCACAUGAAAUACAUCCAUGGGAUGUCAAUCUCUGGGAUUUACAACUGUUGAUUUACCAAUGGAAACCUACAAAACUAUCGCAAUACUCAACCUGGAGGGAUCCCUUGCACUGAUGCUACCAUACACACCACAAACAACUCCCAACAUACAAAAUGCAACACAAUCACAAUGCACAAACAGUUUCUCUCCCUCUCUGCAUGCAGUGCCACAUGGGCACAAAGGUCAGGGAACAUCAUGUAAUGCUGAAUGAUUUAAAAACACACUGUUCAACCUUUGGCACUGUCUUUGUAGCUACACUGGAUGUUUUUCUUCUCUGAAGACACAUGCACAACCAACCGAUUUUUUCUAGUUAAUAAUUAGUUUUUAUGGGGUCCUCUUUCUUAAGUCAUACAGCACAGAUCUUAAACUGUGAUCACACACCAGCUUCUUUUAAACUCUGCUUUCUGUUCUUCUUCACUAACAUGCUGUAUAGGCUGAUGUGCAUCGAUGACAAGGGGGCUGUCAGCCAGUUUCAGAGAGCCAGAAUAUGCCUGGAGGUGUUUUUUAAAUAGGCUGUGACCCAAAAAAAGACAAGAAAUUCAGACAGGGUUUGAGACAAGAAAAAGACUUUGAGUCAUACAAUUAACUGGAUCACCCUUUUUCUUUUGGCAGUGCACUGAUAAACACAGCUGUGUGUGAAUCUGAAUGUAGCUCCACAUUACUGCAGAUCAUCUGUCAGCAUAUAUUUGCCCGUGUUGGUCUGUUUCCUUUCUUUGUCCCUCUUUUGUGGGGGCAAGACAAACGGGGGAGUUUGCUGUUUUCUAAGCCCCCAUGCUUUGAAAAAUGAGGACAAAUUACUGAACAGUGUUGCAGCCUCGCAAAGCACCACUUGUUUUAAGAAUAAGUGGGUGUAGUGCAGUCUUAAAAGGCCUUUGUGAGUAAAUCAGAAGGACAAGUUACAGGGAGCACAGUGUUCCUUACCCUUCAGUUAGGCAGAGUGCUUUUCAAAGGGCAUGACAUUCGAUAUGAUGUAAGUUUUCUCUAAAGCUAACCACAAGAUGACACAUGAGGGUCAUUCAAGCCUAAGAUAGCUUCCCAUUUUAUUAAGAAUGUGAUGAGUGAGCCGCAACACUGCCCCAGGUUCAGAUACUGUUUAAGCCCCCUGACAGUGUAGUGAAGGACAGGGUACAGGGAAACCUGAUCCCAGGUCUGCCCUGUUUGUCUUAGCAGAUAGAAAGGGCAGGCUAAGGGAGACCUGGGGAGCAAAUUUGUUGGUAUUUUCUGUUUACACUGUGCUUUUUUUAGUUUAUUAUGCAAACAUUUUCACUCUCCUUUUCUUAUCGUGUGAAUUGAUGAGAGGGUGAUUAAAUGGUAAUAAUGGUGACACAAGGUAACUUUUUGGCUGAUAGAAAUCAGAAUCUUUAAAGUAUUUUCUUCAAACAAAAACUUUCCUUUUCAAACAGUGAGGACAUUAGCGGGUUGUUGACCUAACCAGCUGCUUAAAGAACUAUUAAAAGGGCAAGGAGUGGUUAUUUUGCAUUUGUUUCACAUGCUACAGAACCUGCUUGUCCACUUCAUCAAAGUACAGCCAGGCCAACAUAAGAGUUCAACCAUUUUAAAACUACCUAACUACCUACCAAAAUGCCACCUGGCUCAGUCCUUUGUUUCUGUUUCUUUUCUCCUCUCUUCUUUGCCAUGGGCCUUUAUUUUAUCAUCCGCUGCAAUGGAAAGCACAUUUAUUUUUCCUUUGUUUUAUGAUUGUCUGUUCACAGUGUGAAUUCUUUCCACUUUUCAUAUUUAAUGAAUAAAACUGUGUUUGCGCUGAUAGAUGAGCCCCCGACUCUUUGUAACCACAUUUACACAGGAUCCAUACACAACAUCAGCAGAGCCUGGAUGUACUUGUAUAAUUAGAGACAGAGCCCCUCUCUCCCUUUUUUCUGUUUUCCCCCUCAUCCCAGAGGCUCAAAUCCCCAAGGAGAAGGGAGUGGGAGAGGGUGCCAAACAGAGAUGCUUUUGUUGACAUGCAAUGUGUGGUAUUUUUGUUGUGGCUUUGCACUCUGAGAGAGGUCUGCUAGGCUUGGGAGUAAUAGGUUAUCAAUAUAUUUCAUUGAUUGGUCAGUCAAAUGCCUGAUGGACGUGUUAUUGCCUACUGUUGGUCUCUUGUGGGAAACAACAUGUGGAGACGGGAACGGAAAGCCAAUAUGACGACAAAGGCAGACAUCUGAUGCACGUGGAUGUGCAGCCUUUGUGUGAUUGUGUCCUGAAUAUAGAUGAAAAGGAGGUUCCCAUUGUUUUGAGGGAAACACAUGUUGCUACAAAAAGCUUAUAUGCUGUGUUGUGGGUGAGCUUGAAUAUCUUGUAGAUGGAGGAUUUGGUGCAGUGCGAAUCCCCUUUGUAAUGGUGCAGCAAACCCCCCUCCCUCUCUAUCCAGCUCUUUUUCUGCACACUGAGGUUUAUGUAAAAGCCUUACGUAAGACCAUAACACUCUCUCCUACCAGCCCACCAGAUCAAAGCUAGUGAUGCUUACAGGGAGGAUAGCGCGUGCUGGUGCAUGCACACGCAUGUGGUGGCUGAUCUCAUCAUUAAUCUGCCGCUGCUGUUCCGGCGGUGGACACUCAUCCUCAUUGUGAGCCAUGUUUGUGAGCGUGUGUGCAUGUUUGUUUCGCUGCAUAAUCUGGGAAGGGGGAUUUAGUUUGUGACGAACAAAAAAGUUCUUACACAAACCACUGGAGAGAAUAAGGGGGGAGUGUGAUAGAGAUGCCAACAGAGAGUCAAACAACAAGAUUCAUUGUGUGUGAGUCAGGACUCGUAUAAAAUCUGUGUUUUUAAGUGAAGCUUUUGGCUUGCUUAUAACUUUGAUGAACAGGUGGUACAAGAAGCAGUGAUGAGGAAAUGAUUUGCUGUAGCUUAAUUUCAUAUUAACACAGGCAGAGAGGAUUUAAUUAUGUCAGCAGACUAUCAACAAUGCUAGCAAGCUACAUCAACCACCAUUACAUUUUUGCUAACGAAAGCUAACAUUGGAUAUCAGCCACUGGAGUGGUUUGUAGCUUGUAAAUUUCCCUUUUUAAAGUGCUUGGAAAGUUUAAUUGUCUUACUUUAUCACAUCAGGGUAGUAAAUUUGAUGAGAACAUAUAGACGGGUUUCUUGUGCACAGACAAUACCGGGUGUGCGCAGAACAGGGGGCAAAAGCCUGGUUCGGAGUGAAUUGAUAUCAAUAAUGCCGUAUUGUUUACAUGUUCUCCCUGAUACAAUUGCAAUAUUAGGAUAUCAGGAUAUUAUAAUAUGUUUGUUUUAUCAAUUCAUGCAGUUUACAGCACAACAGCUCCUUGUCAUUUUCUUUCUCCAUUUACUCCGCUAGCCAACAAAUAAGAAAUGUCCCGUUUUCUGCCCCAAGGCUGCGCGCAUACGUGCAAUGAUGUUGCACAGAAACCCAUCUAUACAGUUUUCUAAACAGACUGAGUAAACUGUUUCUUUUUCUUAUCCCAAACUAAGCCGUUACCCCAUUACAAGACAUACCAUGCAGAUGCAUUUUGUUUUCAGAUGGCUAAUCGACACAGCUGGACUGGCUUACUUAAAUUGUAGCUAACAUAUUGACUGUAAAUGAACCCUAUGGUGAGUCGUAUUUUGCUCAAGAACUAAACAAUUGAAAUAAGAUGUAUCCACAUAUGCCAAAAAAUGCCUGUAAUUCAAUAUAGAAUAAAUAAUCAUGGAAAAACUCACUAAUAAUACAUUUUUAGUUUCAUUAGGAGAAGGGUAACAGCCGUACUCCUUUACAUGAUCAUAGUAGGUAGGGUUUCCUUGCACUUACAAACAUGUAUGUGUGUGUGCAUUUGUGAUGGAGCCGUCAGCACCAUUCAGAAGCUGUACCCCACAUUCUGCAUGGCAGCCUCUCCACAGUGGUUCCCAUAGUAACUCCACUAGGUCAGCCAAUGAAAAGAGGGGGCUGGGCAGGAAGGAGGAUGGGAGAGUGUUUUGGGGGGUUGGUGGUGGUGGUUCCUGACACACUGUGUGAGAUGACGUGAUUGGAGUUCGACUGGUUUGGUGAGACAUUUGAAUGAAUUAAAUCACAAACACACCAUCCUCGGGCCUAUAUAUGUUACUCACAGACAAAGUUUUUAAAGAUUGAAAUAAACCCGUAGAAAAAGAGUGUAGCGGUGGUAGUCUUUGUAUUCCCCAAACAGUGCUAUGACCUUUAGUGCACAUCUUUCAAGCACAUCUCUUUUGCAUUCAAAGUUUCUGUACCUUUGCUCUUAACAUCUACAACCUCCACCACCACGAUUUUUAAUCUCUGCGCAUCCCCCUCUGUUAGUCUUUUUGUGUCAUUUUCUACUCUGCAUCCUUUUUCUCGCUCUCUUUCAGUCGCGUGAUGCUGCAGUUCCUUCUGAGGCGAUGUUGUGUAACCCUGCCACCUGUCAAUAAUUUAUCAACAGAGAAGCUUCUCUGUGAAUGAGCACCAAUAAACACAGGAGCAUGCAGCACAAUGUGAUGCUAGGUGAGGCUUUAACUCCACUGAAGCCAAAUAUGUAAACCAAUGUUUAAAGAGUUUGCAAGACAAACAAUUAAUUAGUGCCAUAUUUUGACUUUGAGAAACCUGAAUUGAAUAUUUAAGAAAGUUGAAUUCCUUUAUUUUGUGUUCUUAUCCCCAUAAAAACUGAUGUAUGCAAGUGUAGAAACACUAUAUCUACCACUAUUAUAUUACAAUUUUAAUUGGAUCACAGAUAAACUGAUUGUAAUUUAAAGAUUUGUUUCAACAUAGCUGUCUACACUUUUGAAUGCUGAUCUAUCUAGAACCUCAGAAAUGGGGAAAACAUCUGGAUUUAACCAUGGUACUACACUCCAGCAUUAAAUUAGAAAGAUAAAACAAUCUUUUUAGGAAAUUAACUUUCUUUAGAGGGGGAAAUUUAGGGGAAUUCACCAUGUUGAAUCCAGUUUAUCAUUAACAUAGGUGGCCCUCCCGUGAAAACUGUGUCAUGUUGCCUCCUAUUUAAAAUGCACACAACACUAAAUUAUUCAUUAGGAAGUAGGUCAAGCUUAAGCAUACAUCACAGCAUGUAUGGCUGUGUUUGUGGGUGUGUGUAUCCUGAGCAGAGGGGUAUACAAUACUCUUUCCAAAGUGUUUUCUGCUUGACUGUGCUGUCAGGUCAUAUUUCUCUGGCCCCCGAGGACUGCAGCUGUACCUGCUACUAGAAAAGUGACUUGCAUGAAGCAGGAAGUGAAACUAUACUUUUGAGCAUAGCCUCUCAAGUGAUACAAUUUUCCAAUGUUUUCAGUCUAUUCAAAUAAUGAUGGUAUUUUUUUAUUUCAUUACAAGUAUUGAAUUCAAAUUCCUAUUUUAUUACAAGGCUGUGUUCAAUAUUAAAGCCCAAUUGAUCAGAGUUAUUAGUACCAAAAACAACACCGCUGACAACCUGAUCACACAUGUCAUAUCACAUCAACUUAUCUGAGGGGGUCCAGCUUAUUUCACCACUGUUUCCACUUUCCAUGAGCGAUCAAAAUCAAUUAGAAAACCAUAGAAAAACAUUUGAUUUUGUCCCAGGCUGGUCAUGAGGGUCAGGACAUAAUGACAGUUACCUGGCACUGAUUUGAGAGCAACAUGUCCUGCAAUCAAGGCAAUGGCAGCACAGCUCGGGAGAGCAUCUCUGAGUUGCUAAUUGCUAAAAAGAAACUAAAGUUUAGAGUUUAGAAACUAAACCCAAACUUUACUCAGCUCUAAAUCGACUUAACCUAAAAAAAAAAAAAUCUUAUGGUCCACUUUCCCCCAUGUUUGAAUUUUUGUACCGUGUCACCUUAAGAGUGCUGCUGUUAUGUCUGACCCUAAUCUCUUCUUCAGUUCUCUUCCAAUUUGGUUACUUAAAAUAUUCCCAGUCAAAAAUAACAGAAAAGCCUUGCAUGAUCCUUGCAGAAACUACAGCCCGCUAGAGAGCCAAACCGCAAAAGACAGCAGAGACAUUCCCAUGAAAAGCAAAAUUGUUUUAUUCAAUAUUACAAGCACAAUUUAACAGAAAUGUCAAACUUUAUAAAAGUUUGACAUUCAUUCAUAGCCUGCCUACUAACUGUAUUGGACAUACAUUUCAUCACAGUUCUUCUCAAUUGCUUAAAAUGAAUUUAAAUCAAUUUCACAGCUAAUUGAAUUUAUGUACAACCACCACCUUUAUGCUUAAAAUGUGCAAAACUGCAUUACAUCAACUCCACAAAAGUUUUAAAUCUUUCGAAGGAAAAAGGUUCUCCAAGCCAAGGUCCUUAAAACUUUAAGGACUGGUGUCACGAUGCAUUACCCUAAUAUAUAUUCUCACAAGAUUUCAUACAAACAAUUUUCAGCUUCAUUUAAAGGUUCCUCACUGUCAGACGCCACCCUCUGUGUCUGCUUAAUUCACAUUGAGCACCAUAAAUAACAGUAAAGUAAAGUCCCCCAAAAAAAGUUACCUUCAAAUUGCAGUGCAAAUGUCUUAAUACAAAAAAUAUGUAAAUAUGCAAGCUUGUAACUAUGGAGAUGAGACACAAAAUUAAAAAUCCUCUUAUUUCUUUAUUGGCCAAAACAAAUGUCUGACCCAUAACUGUAUAAAAUCAUAGACAGAACAACGGUUACCCAAAAUUAAACCCUUGAUGACUUUAUAAAACCCGCUGAACUCCACAAAAGAAGAUAACACAAGGCUCAGACUAGAAAACUCAGUGCAUCACACUUUUUCAUUAGUUCUAGUAUUUUAAUAGUGAGUAAAAAAUCAAGACAGCUGAUAAAAGUAGACUGAAAUCCUCUUCUUCAUAUAUGAUAAGUUUAUGGUCGAUGGGGCUCCCCAUCCACGGCCAACCUUGGAAUAAAGGAGCCAGUUAGUUACAGGAACAAGUAUGUAGAAGCUGAUAAAUUAAUAAAUCAAUUUGACUCUUAAAGAGUCACUGGGUCACUUUACACCUGCUCUUUCCCAUUUAGGAACAGCUGCAGGUCCAAUUAUCGAUUUAUUUGUUUUUUUUCUGCACACUCCUUCAUUUUUAACCACUAUUGGGCUCCCAAUUGUUCUCAAGGCUUGUAUAAUAUUGGUGUUUUUGUUCUUGCAUCUCUAUUACUCAGUGCUAAUCACAUCAUGCUGUUUUUACACAUGCUUCAUCUUUUCUGACACGUCAAACCGUUAAAAUUGCCAUGAUUGGUCAUGUGACCAUAUGUCCUCGUCACGACUGUGAAUGCCCGUUUGUGCUUGGCAAACAUGUUGUUUGCUCACAAUAAAGUCGGAGUUUAACCAUU
Molecule: messenger RNA, 10394 nt
Organism: Xyrichtys novacula (pearly razorfish)
Lineage: Eukaryota; Metazoa; Chordata; Actinopteri; Labriformes; Labridae
Source: the annotation of a GenBank genome assembly